Pungitius pungitius (ninespine stickleback) is the source of this 3395-nucleotide messenger RNA. RefSeq names its product spermatogenesis associated 20 (gene spata20). The coding region runs from base 77 to 2635 and encodes 852 amino acids. The transcript has 16 exons. Lineage: Eukaryota; Metazoa; Chordata; Actinopteri; Perciformes; Gasterosteidae. Gene Ontology annotation, biological process: carbohydrate metabolic process. The record is from RefSeq and is a predicted model, not a curated record.
GCUGUACUGCUCCCUCAUUAAACACUGAUGUGAUUGACGCGCGCCACCAUGCGUCAUCUUGUGGUAUUGCAACUGAAUGUUUCGUCUCUUGCCUGAAAGUUUUGGCUGGUGCGCGUCAACAACGUACUUUACUAAAGCCCGGCUGGUCCCCAAGCAACACCCUGGGAGGAUUAGGAUGAUAAGAGUAGCAUGGCGUCGGUCGGCGUCCACAAAUAGCCGCGUGGAGCGCGCACGCCUUUUCGACGCGGCUUUUCUGAGAGCCGAGAGUCCUCCGCUGAACUCCGGGGGUCACGUUAGGCGUUUCAGACGAGUCCUCCACCCACCCGGCGAGAGGUCACCGCUCCACCACCAUCCGCAGACGGCCUGCUACCUCAGCUCAUCUGUCUUCAUGAGCAUGGCGUCCAAAGGGACACCCUCCACCCCCCACAAACACACCAACAGGUUGGCCGAGGAGAGGUCGCCCUACCUGCUACAACACGCUCACAACCCAGUUGACUGGUAUCCAUGGGGACAAGACGCUUUUGACAGAGCAAAGAAUGAAGACAAACCCAUCUUUCUAUCAGUGGGCUACUCAACGUGCCACUGGUGCCAUGUCAUGGAGAGGGAGUCUUUCGAAGACACGGAAAUUGGCAAAAUCCUCAGUGAUAACUUUGUCUGCAUCAAAGUGGACCGAGAGGAGAGACCUGAUGUGGACAAGGUCUACAUGACCUUUGUACAGGCUACGAGCGGCGGCGGAGGUUGGCCCAUGAGCGUGUGGCUGACCCCUGACCUCCGACCUUUCAUUGGCGGCACCUACUUCCCUCCCACGGACCAUGCCAGAAGACCCGGGCUCAAAACGGUUCUCAACCGAAUCAUUGAACAGUGGCAGAAUAACCGCCCCGCUCUGGAGUCCACCGGAGCGAGGAUCCUCGAAGAACUGAAGAAAGGCACGGUCGUGGCCGCCAAGCCAGGAGAGAGCCCCCCGCCGGCCCCGGAUGUGGCCAAGCGCUGCUUCCAGCAGUUGGCGCACUCCUACGAGGAGGAGUACGGCGGCUUCAGAGACGCUCCCAAGUUCCCCACGCCAGUGAAUCUGAUGUUCCUCAUGUCUUACUGGUCUGUGAAUCGCUCCACCUCGGAAGGGGUGGAGGCCCUCCGGAUGGCUUUGCACACGCUCCGCAUGAUGGCGCUGGGCGGCAUCCACGACCACGUGGCUCAGGGUUUUCAUCGCUACUCUACAGAUUCCUCCUGGCAUGUUCCCCACUUUGAGAAGAUGUUGUACGACCAGGCCCAGCUGGCUGUAGCCUACAUAACUGCCUCCCAGGUAUCCGGUGAGCAGCUCUUUGCAGACGUGGCUAAGGACAUCCUGCUGUACGUCUCCAGAGACCUGAGUGACAACUCCGGAGGCUUCUACAGUGCCGAGGACGCCGACUCCGUCGCGGCGUCGGGGGGCCCGGAGAAGCGCGAGGGGGCGUUCUGUGUCUGGACCGCCUCAGAAGUGCGAGAGCUGCUGCCGGACGUGGUGGAGGGCGCCACGGGGGCCGCCACGCAGGCGGACAUCUUCUCGCACCACUACGGGGUCAAGGAGCAAGGCAACGUCGCUCCGGAACAGGACCCCCACGGCGAGCUGCAGGGCCAGAACGUGCUGAUCGUGCGCUACUCGGUGGAGCUGACGGCCGCUCGCUUCGGCCUCCGCGCGGAGCGGGCCGAGGAGCUCCUGGCCGAGGCCCGGGGCAAAAUGGCCACGGCGAGGGCGGGUCGGCCGCGCCCACAUCUGGACACCAAGAUGUUGGCCUCCUGGAACGGUCUCAUGCUGUCAGCCUACGCCACUGUGGGCGCCGUGCUGGGGGACAAGGCCUUGCUGGAGAGGGCGGUGCGGGCGGGCAACUUCCUCAGGGAGCACCUAUGGGACGCCGAGCGGCAGACGAUCCUCAGGUCCUGUUACCGGGGAGACGAGAUGGAGGUGCAGCAGAUAUCUCCGCCUAUCUCCGGCUUCCUCGACGACUACGCCUUCGUGGUCUGCGGCGCGCUGCACCUGUACGAGGCCACGCUGCAGACGGAGUGGCUGCAGUGGGCCGAGGAGCUGCAGCUCCGGCAGGACGCGCUGUUCUGGGACCAGCAGGGCGGGGGCUACUUCUGCAGCGAUCCCAGCGACGGCACGGUCCUGCUGCAGCUCAAAGAGGAUCAGGACGGCGCUGAGCCCAGCGCCAACUCCGUGUCGGCGUCCAAUCUCCUGCGUCUGUCCCACUACUGCGGCCGGCUGGAGUGGCACCAGAGGUCCCAGCAGCUGCUGGCAGCGUUCUCCGACCGUCUGACCCGGGUGCCCAUAGCGCUGCCUCAAAUGGUCCAGGCCCUCAUGGCCGAGCACUACAAGCUUCAACAGAUCGUGAUCUGUGGCCAGAGGGAUGCUCCGGACACCAGCAGUCUGCUAGCAGCGGUCCACUCCCUCUUUCUACCCCAUAAGCUCCUGGUGCACACCGACGGCGAUGCGGACGGAUUCCUGCGCGAGCGGCUGCCCGUCCUCUCCUCCAUGUCCCGGCGAGGGGGCGUGGCCACCGCUUACGUCUGCCAGGACUUCACCUGUUCCCCCCCCGUCACCGACCCCCAGGAACUACGCAGGCUACUGCUGGACGGAAGCCCGGAGAGACGGGCAGAGUGACCCCUCAGAACUGUCCCCGCGAGGGCUGUGCGCUUCGCAGAGCGCUCUCUGGCCCGUGGACUACGCAUGUCAACGUGCUACAUUGGUAGAAAACAAUACAGUACCACGAGGUCACUUGGACUUCUGUUCCUCAAUCCAAACUCCCACUUUAGCAGUAAAAUACCAGCUAGUUUUUACCUCCUAUGUGGCUUUUUAGAGACCUUCGUUCAGUGGAGCCAUAUUCCAAUUCAGGUAUCUAAAUAUCCUUAAUGUAAAGAAAUAUGUAAAGAUAUAUGUACAGCAACAGCGACGGUCUACUGAGAAUAUAUUCAACACAUGUCCAAAAAUCCUUGUGUUGCCCCCGGAGUCUACAGACACGAGCACUUGGAAAAGCUGUGUGUGUGUGUGUGUGUCAAAAGGAAUCAAGGUUGGUUAGCCGGUUUGUAUGCGUACAUGCGCAUCAAUUUCGAAAGUUUCAGUGUGCAUUUGAUUUCAAUCUCGAAGCAACGUCACAGUGAAGGAGGCGCUCUCCCAGGAUCCCCCCCCCGUCCACCAUCUGCUCCCCCCCCCCCCUCGCUGUCUCGGAGUCAGCGUUGGAGAGGACUCCUCUCCGCUGCUGCAGAGACUUGGGUCUCGUGGCUUUUCUCUGGAGCUUUACUGCAAUGCACAGCAUGUAUACGCACUGCCCUGAAUAAUAAAUGGAUUUCUCCCUUUAAUGCGGUGCCGGUACAUUUCUUGAAAUGGAUGCUUCUUUUCUGUUUGCAGUUCGGAUCCUCUGGGU